AUGGACUCGGACGACCCCUAUGCUCCUCUCGUUCUCGACCUCGACGGCGAGGGAUCCGGCGGGUUUUAUCGGGUCCGAAACCGCCCGGAUGAACUCAACAGAGGCGCCGCCAUCAACCGCGGCGAGAAAUUCCAGGUGGUGGCCGACAUUGUCGAAGUUACACAUGGCUCGCUGAGCAUGGAGCCCAACGGCACCGCUGGCGUCCCCGGCGUCCUCAUUGUGGCCGAUUUCCAGUUUGUUCCGAAACAGGGCCGGCGCUACAAGGGCGCGACCAUCAAGUUCACCUUCACUAGCGAUGAUCCCUUGGUGGAGGUCUCGGUCGAGAGGAUCGGCCCCUCCGGCCGCUGGUCCAAGUAUCCGACGACACGCAACGAUGCCUCCUCGUGGAAGCUCAGCCCUAGUGUCGGAGCCGCGGGGGUCGACGUAAGCCUUGGGGAUGUAUCCAAUGCCAAGGAACAGACAAAGACCUUCCACACGUUUGUGACCGGCACCAUCAGAAUGGAGACGCGCGACGAGGGCGGCAAGGACACGGCCCAGUGGGUGCUCGAAGAGAACGAGGCGCAGAAAACCGGCAUUGCGAGAUUCUUCCGCGUGGCCAUCUUGGCGAAGCUGGACGUCUCGCCAGAGAGGAAGACGCCCGAGCCACCUCAGUUCCAAGCAACGGUCGAAGCUAUCACUACCGUUCCCUUCAUGUCUCGGGGUUGGGCGGAAGAGAAGAUUGAGGUCGUUCGGAAGAAGGUGCCCGUGGAUGAUCCGAUCAAGUUCAAGUGUGGUGUCAAUCGUGAGAGCGGGCUGUUCAAGUUUGACAAGAAGAGUCUGCGCGGCGAGGACCUGACCAAGAUCAUGGCCAUGAACCUCUACCACAGCUUUGAGGAUUUGAAUAAGGCAACGCGGGAGUCGGGGUCAGGGCUAUGA
Molecule: messenger RNA, 915 nt
Organism: Gaeumannomyces tritici R3-111a-1
Lineage: Eukaryota; Fungi; Ascomycota; Sordariomycetes; Magnaporthales; Magnaporthaceae
Exons: 1
Coding region: 1-915 (304 amino acids)
Source: RefSeq, a predicted model, not a curated record